Molecule: messenger RNA, 897 nt
Organism: Botrytis sinoallii
Lineage: Eukaryota; Fungi; Ascomycota; Leotiomycetes; Helotiales; Sclerotiniaceae
Exons: 1
Coding region: 1-897 (298 amino acids)
Biological process (GO): spindle assembly; mitotic cell cycle; meiotic cell cycle
Cellular component (GO): equatorial microtubule organizing center; centrosome; gamma-tubulin complex
Molecular function (GO): gamma-tubulin binding; microtubule minus-end binding
Source: RefSeq, a predicted model, not a curated record
AUGUAUUCCAGCAUUAAUGCUUAUCUUUUAGCAGUCCAUAGGGCCCAUCUACGGCUCACUAAUCUUUGGAAGAUAACUUCGUUACGUCGCGAUCAUCCUGCACCUCCAGGUCCACCUUUGGGUAGUUCGACGUUUGGUCGACAAAAGGUUCUUACACUUCGAGCUAGAGCUAAGGAGCGUUCUCACGCUAUGCGCAGCGUAUGGGCAACUAGUAGCGCUGCAGUCUUCUUCCUAGGCGAGACGGAAGCAUACCUUCAAGGCGAAGUUGUGCAAGGAACUUGGUUAGGCUUCACAGCUUGGCUUACAGGAGAAACGCGUGCAUCAAGAUCCCAUGAUGAAGAUGAAGAUAUCUGGUUGCAGGCUGCCAAUCAAUCAACAUCUAGGAACGCUAGCCACAAUCAUGAUCCUCAAACACUUGCAGAUGCACAUAGGAGAUAUCUCACCGCUCUCGCAUCCAAUCUCCUUCUGACCACUUCAACAUUUACGGAUCCACUCUAUUAUCUACUCCAACAAAUUGAUCAUCUAGUCGCUCUUGUCCACCGUAUCCACUCUGUCUGGCAAUCUCUCGAUCUCGAGGCUGAUGAAGGAGUGGUAGAUGCAUUCUCUGACUUUCACAAAGAGGAACAAGACAUCAAAGAACAACUUGGAACAAUUUCAACGCGUGUAAAGGACGCAAUUGAAGAAUUAGUCAAAACUCUACGGGAUAUAGAUCAAGAUAAAAAUGGCUGGGACAGUGGUUAUGAGGAGUUGGUCUUGGGAGAGGAAGGUGCAUACGUUCCAGCUAAGGUUGGCAGAGUAGACAGACUGCUGAUGAAGCUUGAUUUCGGAGGUUGGUUCGAUAAAAGAGGUAAUGGGGAAACAGGAGAUGUUUUUGAUGAUUUUGGUGAUGAUGAAUAA